AUGCGAGCAAACUUUGGCAUUAAUUCGAUCAUAUCAAUAGCGAACACCUUUUCCAUUCCUACCAAAGCUACCGACAUGUUGGAUGUCGAAGAGCUUACCAUCGCGCAGGCCCACACUGGGUUCAGACAAGGCGACUUCACUGCGAAGGAGCUCACUGCUGCGUUCCUUUCCCGUAUCGAUAAGUUUGAUCAUGCAGGGCCAAAGAUCAAUGCCAUGAUGGCACUAUCGAGCACAGCUCUCGAAGAAGCCGCGCAGCUCGAUGAUCAUCUGAACAAAACCGGUCAGCUCAAGGGAAGCCUUCAUGGCAUCCCGGUCGUGGUGAAGGACCAGGCCGACACCAAAGGCAUUGUUACCACUUAUGGAUCGGCGGCUGCAAAGAACAACAUCCCUACCCAAGACGCAUUUGUUGUCACGAAAUUGAAGCAAGCCGGGGCUGUCAUCAUUGGCAAAACCACAAUGGCCGAAUGGGCGUGUGCCUGGUAUAGCGCAAAUGGUGCAACCGAUUACACGUUCACCAAGAAUCCAUACCACCUCGACCAUGACGUCGGUGCCUCGUCCGGGGGCUCGGCAGCAGCGAUUGCCGCAAACUUUGCGAUCUUGGCGGUCGCGGAAGAUACUGGCGGUUCGAUCCGAGUUCCGUCGUCGUUCUGCAACAUUGUUGGGCUCAGGCCGACUCCAGGCCUCAUCUCCCGUGCGGGCUUUUGCCCUCUCCUUAAACUUCACGACACUCCCGGGCCAAUGGCACGGACCGUGACAGACUGCGCCCUUAUGCUUGAUUCUAUGGUAGGCUUCGACCCUCAGGAUGAGUACACUGAGUACGCCGCUACUGCUGCGGCCAUUGGACUCCCGAAGGGUGGCAGCUACUCGACUUUCCUUGAGGAUGGUCCUGAGAAGCUCAAUUCUGCUAGAUUCGGCGUUGUACGUCAGCUGUUUGGCUCGGAAACGAAUCCAGAUUACCAAGCGGUCUGCUCAGUCACAGCUUCUGCCAUGGACAAACUCCAAAGACAUGGCACAACAUUUGUUGAUGUACACAUCGAUAACUUGAACCACUACCUAUCAUACACUCAGACAUAUAUGAUCAAGGGCCGUACCGACAUCAACAGUUUUCUUGCCACCAAACCGAACCUCCCAAGCGACAUUGCCGACAUCGUUCCCUCUAAACAGGUUAGACCAUGGCUGGAUUUGUUGAGCCUCACUGCGCAUGGGCCGCAAGAUCCAACAAGCGACGGAACUUACGUCGACCGAAUAUUGACGCGAGACGCGUUUAAGCGCAAAGUUUGCUCGAUUAUUGCAUCCCAGGGCCUUGAUGCGCUAAUCUUUCCCGAUGCCAAAAUUCCGCCACCUCGGGCAGAAGACGCUACAAGCGGAAAGUUUCCGACUGAAAGUUUCCCUGUGAACACUUUCUUCGCAAGUCAGGCUUGUCUUCCGGCAAUCAGUGUGCCGGCUGGGUUUACACAAGAAGGUUUACCAGUUGGACUUGAGUUGGUAGGUCUGGAGCAUCAAGAACAACAUCUGCUGGAACUGGCCAGAGGUAUCGAGGUGGUCAUUGGGGGUAGGAAAGCUCCUGAAGUAGCAGUGUGGGUGUAG
Diaporthe amygdali is the source of this 1587-nucleotide messenger RNA. RefSeq names its product midase protein. The record is from RefSeq and is a predicted model, not a curated record. Bases 1 to 1587 code for a protein of 528 amino acids. The transcript is spliced from 2 exons. NCBI's taxonomy places the organism in Eukaryota, Fungi, Ascomycota, Sordariomycetes, Diaporthales, Diaporthaceae.